Temnothorax curvispinosus is the source of this 511-nucleotide messenger RNA. RefSeq names its product GPI transamidase component PIG-S-like. Gene Ontology annotation, cellular component: GPI-anchor transamidase complex. Bases 221 to 511 code for a protein of 96 amino acids. The transcript has 3 exons. The record is from RefSeq and is a predicted model, not a curated record. Lineage: Eukaryota; Metazoa; Arthropoda; Insecta; Hymenoptera; Formicidae. Gene Ontology annotation, biological process: attachment of GPI anchor to protein.
GUUUGGUAUUCGAUGAUGCUUACAACGCUGUAAACUGUAAACGUGAAUCGGACCGCAGCAGUGAACAGCUGUUUAACAGCCGCCGUAUUCUUGAUUAUGCAGUUCGGUCAUGCACGAGAGACAACCGUUAGUACCAUUUUCCACGGAGUGAACCUACUGUUUUUACUUAUACUGUACCCUCAGUGAGCAUAAAGAGCGAGCUCUAUGCUGGUUCGCGGCGAUGCAUUGUGCAGGAAGUAGUACCGGGCGGUACGGCGAGACGGAAGCAGAAAAAUACAGAGUGUACGCGAGCGUAUCGUUCGCAGUAUUAUUAUUGGGGAUUGGCGUACCUCUCUGGUGGCACACUACAACGGUGCCUCGUGUUACACUUCCUUAUGCCGGAAUUGAUGAAUUAUCGCAACUGGACAUUAGAAUUACUACAAAGAUUACUGUCGCGGCGCUCUCACACAAUCGUGCCGAGUUGUUCGCACGUGAAAUCAGGCGAACGUUUGUAAACGCUGGCAAGAUCUAA